AUAUUGGGGAGAAUCCUAUGGGACCCACAAUUUAUCCGAACUCGGUCUGUCCUCCGUUUCCAGCAGUGUCUCGGUUCGGCCUCCCCAUCCGGCCGGCGGCGCUCGCGGCGGUUGGUUCCCGCGGGCGGGCGGAAGAAGGCGGAACAGUCGCCGGCGGGCGGAAGAAGGCGGAAGCUCACGACGCGGCCACGGCCUGAUCUCGACGCCUCGACGCGCCCACGGCCGAAGCUCACGGCUGAAGGCUGCGCUGCCCGCCGUCCACUAGCACUGCCUGCCUUGCGAACCCCAGACAACAAAAGGUUUACGAUGGCAUGGCUUCGAAAGCUUCGGCGUGAACACAGGCAAGGGAGUUGCAGUGUGUACGACGACAUAUUGGUGGCGACCACCAUUGCUCGUAUCGGCACAGAGGAAGAAGAAAACAAACCUAACCCACGUCGGGGUUCAAUUGUAGGACGCCGGACCAUUGCACGAGAUAGAUACAGUGGGUAUUGCCGUUUGGCGGAGGACUAUUUCGUUUCCAACUCGGUCUAUGGUGAAAACUUGUUUCGCCGCCGGUUCCGAAUGACAAAGAAUAUGUUUGAAGAUAUCAAGGACGCAUGUGAGCAAGCAAACGUAUACUUUAAAUGGAGACAAAAUGCUGCGGGAGUUUGGGGCUUGGCUCCAGUACAAAAGGUAACUGCUGCUUUGCGCAUGCUUGCAUACGGAGGUCCAGCUGAUAGCCUAGAUGAGUACCUUCGGAUGGGAGAAAGCACCAUAAUUGAGAGUGUCAACCAGUUUACACGGACCAUUGUUGAUCUAUACGGUCCUAGGUACUUAAGGCAGCCAACAAGAGAUGAAAUACAAAUAUUAUUGCAAGUUGCUGAAGCACGUGGAUUUCCAGGGAUGUUGGGUUCGAUUGAUUGUAUGCAUUGGGAGUGGGAAAAUUGCCCUACCGCUUGGCAUGGUCAAUAUAGAGGUCACUUUAAAAAACCUACUCUUAUUCUUGAGGCAGUUGCUAGCUAUGAUACAUGGAUAUGGCAUGCUUUCUUUGGACUUCCUGGAUCAUUGAACGACAUCAAUGUGCCGCAUCGUUCACCAGUGUUUGACAAUCUAGCAGCGGGUAAUGCUCCGGAGGUUCAAUUUAAUGUAAACGGUAGGGAGUAUAACAUGGGCUACUAUCUGGCAGAUGGUAUAUAUCCCCCAUGGGCUACUUUGAUCAAUGGUAUUCAACAGCCCAGAACUAACAAGCACAAGGAAUUUGCGAGCAGGCAAGCAGAAUUUCGUAAAGAUGUGGAACGGACUUUCGGUAUUUUGCAAGGACAAUAUGGAAUCAUCAAAGGGCCAGCGAGGCUAUGGGAUCAGGUCGACCUAAAGUACAUUGUAGACUGUAUCGUCAUACUACACAAUAUGGGUAUCGAGUACGAGAGAGGAUUGCCUCAGCUGCGGGCAACGGACUAUGAAGGUGCGACGGAUCCCAGAUUGGGCGAUGACAAUACAAACGUGCCGGAGCUAGCAUUGUUGAUGGAGAACCACCGUAGGAUCCAGAGCCGACAAGGAAAUGCACAGUUGAAGCUUGACCUGAUCGAGCAUAUUUGGAGCAAGUAUGGAGAUAGGGCCAACAAUUAGUGUGCAGUGUUGUAUGGAUUAAUGUAUCAGUUUUUGUAUGGAGUCCUGUAUGGAAACAUGGGUAUCAGUUGUUGUAUGGAGUCCUGUAUGGAUUAAUGAAUCAGUUGUUGUAUGGAGUCCUGUAUGGAUUAAUGUAUCAGUUUUUGUAUGAAGUCAUGUAUGGAUUAAUGUAUCAGGGAUGUAUGGAAAUGAACAGUUGAAGCUU
Panicum hallii is the source of this 1810-nucleotide messenger RNA. RefSeq lists its product as uncharacterized. Lineage: Eukaryota; Viridiplantae; Streptophyta; Magnoliopsida; Poales; Poaceae. The transcript has 4 exons. The coding region runs from base 307 to 1605 and encodes 432 amino acids. The record is from RefSeq and is a predicted model, not a curated record.